Molecule: messenger RNA, 2053 nt
Organism: Galeopterus variegatus (Sunda flying lemur)
Lineage: Eukaryota; Metazoa; Chordata; Mammalia; Dermoptera; Cynocephalidae
Product: zinc finger protein 420-like
Biological process (GO): negative regulation of transcription by RNA polymerase II
Molecular function (GO): DNA-binding transcription repressor activity, RNA polymerase II-specific
Source: RefSeq, a predicted model, not a curated record
UUGUCUGGAAAUUCCGGAAGCUGCCGCUGUCCCUGCUGCUGUCCCUGCGUUCCUCCUCAAAUCGUGGGUUUGGAUUGUACGUCCCGAGGCUAUGCUGCCAGAGUGCGCUAUGGGUUUACAAGAGCAACAAAAGAUGAGUAAAUCUCUGGACUUGGUAUCAUUUGAGGAUGUGGCUGUGGACUUCACCUGGGAAGAGUGGCAGGACCUGAAUGAUGCUCAGAGGACUUUGUAUAGGGAUGUGAUGUUGGAGACCUACAGCAACCUGGUGUCACUGAGUGAAAAUUGGGAAUACAAUACAUAUGAUGACCUCAUGGAGAGGACCCAAGAAAGCCAUGGUAGAUAUCAGAGAAUUUACGCAGGUGAGAAACCAUGUCAAUGUAAAGAAAGUGGAAAAGCUUUUAACCAAAGGUCAGAUUUCAGCGGGCAUGAGAGAAUUCACACACACAAGAAACCAUAUGAAUGUAGAGAAUGUGGAAAAGCUUUUAGCCGAAAGUUAUACUUAAGCAUUCAUCAGAGAACUCAUACAGGUGAGAAACCAUAUGAAUGUAAAGACUGUGGGAAAGCUUUUACCCACAAUUCAGACCUCAGGAAGCAUGAGAGAAUUCACACAGGUGAGAAACCAUAUGAAUGUAAAGACUGUGGGAAAGCUUUUACCCACAAUUCAGACCUCAGGAAGCAUGAGAGAAUUCACACAGGUGAGAAACCAUAUGAAUGUAGAGAAUGUGGAAAAGCUUUUAGCCAUAAGUUAUCCUUAAGCAUUCAUCAGAGAACUCACACAGGUGAGAAACCAUAUAAAUGUAAAGACUGUGGGAAGGCUUUUACCCACAAGCCAGACCUCAGGAAGCAUGAGAGAAUUCACACAGGUGAAAAACCAUAUGAAUGUAGAGAAUGUGGAAAAGCUUUUAGCCAAAAGUCACACCUCAGCGUUCAUCAGAGAACUCACACAGGUGAGAAGCCGUAUGAAUGCAAAGAAUGUGGAAAAGCUUUUAACCACAAGACAGCCCUCAGCAGGCAUGAAGUAAUUCAUACAGGUGAGAAGCCAUAUGAAUGUAAAGAAUGUGGAAAAGCUUUUAGCCUAAAGUCAUACUUAAGCAUUCAUCAGAGAACUCACACAGGUGAGAAACCAUAUGAAUGUAAGGACUGUGGGAAAGCUUUUGCCCACAAGUCAGAGAUCAGGCAGCAUGAGAGAAUUCACACAGGUGAGAAGCCAUAUGAAUGUAAAGACUGUGGAAAAGCUUUUAGACUAAAGUCACGCUUCCGCACUCAUCAGAGAACUCACACAGGUGAGAAACCAUAUGAAUGUAAAGAAUGUGGAAAAGCUUUUAGACUAAAGUCACGCUUCCGCACUCAUCAGAGAACUCACACAGGUGAGAAACCAUAUGAAUGUAAAGAAUGUGGAAAAACAUUUAACCAAAAGUCACACCUCAGCUUUCAUCAGAGAAUUCACACAGGUGAGAAACCAUAUGAAUGCAAAGAAUGUGGAAAUGCUUUUAGCCAGAAGUCUCACCUCAGCAGGCAUCAGAAAAUUCACACAGGUGAGAAACCAUAUGAAUGUAAAGACUGUGGGAAAGCUUUUAUCCACAAGUCAGACAUGAGGAAGCAUGAGAGAAUUCACACAGGGGAGAAACCAUAUGAAUGUAGAGAAUGUGGAAAAGCUUUUAACCAAAAGUCAAACCUCAGCAUUCAUCAGAGAACUCACACAGGUGAGAAACCAUAUGAACGUAAAGAUGGAAAAGCUUUUAACUACAAGUCACAGUUCAGCAUUCAUCAGAGAGGUCACACAGGUGAGAAACCAUAUGAAUGUUAAGGAUGUGGAAAAGCUUUUAGGCAAAAGUACUUCAGCAUUCAUCAGAGAACUCACACAGGUGAGAAACCAUACAAAUGCAAAGAAUGUGGAAAAGCUUUUAACCAAAAGUCACAUCUCAGCAGCCAUCAAAGAAUUUGCAUAGGUGGGAAACCAUGUGAACAUAAGGAAUGUGGGAGAACAGUUUACUGGAACUCAUCAUAAUAGACAUGAACAAAUUCACACAUUGGAAAAUUCCAAUUAAUGUAA